This is a messenger RNA of Centropristis striata (black sea bass), 1249 nucleotides long. RefSeq lists its product as uncharacterized. The coding region runs from base 319 to 672 and encodes 117 amino acids. The record is from RefSeq and is a predicted model, not a curated record. The transcript has 4 exons. NCBI's taxonomy places the organism in Eukaryota, Metazoa, Chordata, Actinopteri, Perciformes, Serranidae. Gene Ontology annotation, molecular function: protein tag activity; ubiquitin protein ligase binding. Gene Ontology annotation, biological process: protein ubiquitination; modification-dependent protein catabolic process. Gene Ontology annotation, cellular component: nucleus; cytoplasm.
UUUUCUCAGCUCAUACGCAGUUGACUGAACACCGCCAUGUUGAUUACUCUGCAGCAGGGGAAGAGAGCAGCUCAGAGAAAUGUUUGUCACGGUCUUUGUUAAAGUUUAAUUUGAGAGACCUGUUAACAACGAGCUGUGAGACACAGAGGAGCAGUUUAAGAGCGUCACAGUGCUGCAGCUGAAGAAGAAGAUCGACUUCGUCGAGUUGGUCCCAGUAGAUCAACAGCAGCUGAUCUUUGGAGGCAAACAGCUGGAGGACGAUGCUCUGCUGGUUUCAUGUGGAAUCCAACACAAGACAACCAUUGAGUUAACUCUAAGAUGGGAGACGGCCACUUUGUACUGGCUGUCAAGCUCUUCGUUAAAGGGUGUUUUGGGAAGACCGUAGGGGUCCACCUGCGCUACAAUGAGCUUGAGAGCGUCACAGGGCUGCACCUGAAGGAGAAGAUACAGACUCUCACAGGAUACCCAGUAAAUCAACAGCAGCUGAUCUUCGGAGGCAAACAGUUGGAGGACGAUCGUCUGCUGGUUUCAUGUGGAAUCCAACAUGAGUCAACCAUUGAGUUAACUCAAAGGCUACAGGGAGGAGGCCUCCCGUCUGGUGACCCAGGACGUGAUGGAAUGGGGGACAAGGAUGGCAAAAACAGAAGUAUGGAACAUUUAGUUCUUUUUUAAACCCAUUCCCUGUCUGUUUCCUGGGACACAUUUUUAUAAAACACCAGAGCUGCACUUCACUGUCCUGACAGUCAGCUCAGGUGACAUUUUGUUGUGAUUUGUUAAAAAUCAAAUUUUUGGCAGCCUGCUGUUUUCAUAGCCUGGGUAUACACAUACUGCCUUGCACACUCGAUUUCAUUUCGAACUGCAAGACAGCAUGGUGUCCAUGGCCAUUUCUUAGCCCUGCUUUAGGGAUCCAAUCACAGAACGGGGAGGGACGGUAAGACGAUGACGCGUACUAUUGGACAGACGGAAGCUUGUAGUUUUGUAGUUUUCUUACGGAUCCAACAUGGCUGCAGCAGACGCGAAGCUCUCUUUGGAUCUAGCUGUAGACAGUGUUCUAGAUAGUUUAGAGCCAAAGUUGAGAAGAGUUACACUCUGCUCUGUUAUUAAUAUUUUUAUUUGUAUGAUAUAUGUAGACCAAAGAGUUUGUUGUAUUAAUUCUGACUUUUCAAUAUUUGUUUAAAAAAAAUGUAUGUGUUUUUUAUCAUCUUUCUGACUUUGCUGGAUAUUAAACCAUUUUUCCGGUAUUAACAUG